Molecule: messenger RNA, 3019 nt
Organism: Apodemus sylvaticus (European woodmouse)
Lineage: Eukaryota; Metazoa; Chordata; Mammalia; Rodentia; Muridae
Gene: Ptrh2
Product: peptidyl-tRNA hydrolase 2
Exons: 3
Coding region: 332-877 (181 amino acids)
Biological process (GO): negative regulation of anoikis; positive regulation of anoikis
Cellular component (GO): mitochondrion; cytosol
Molecular function (GO): peptidyl-tRNA hydrolase activity
Source: RefSeq, a predicted model, not a curated record
GGCUUUAUCAGUUCGGGCUCUGUGGGAGUGACUAGAAGAAGGAUGACUGCGCUUCGUAGUUUUUGAUCCGGAACUAGUUUUUCAGAAAACCCGGAAGGAGUAGGUGGCGCGCGCGAAGCGUGUUCCUUGUUCUGGAGUGGAGAUCUACGAGGUGAGCGAGAAGUGCUCCAGUUCCCAGGGUGUCACUUAAGCACUGUAAAAAUGGUCGCUUCCUGCAUACAAAUGCUUGGACACCACACUACACGGAGACUAAUGACACACAGGGAUCCAAGCCGGGCUUGUUGCUUGUUCUUGUAACCCCAGUACUGGAAGACUGAGGAGAGAGGACUGUAUGCUCUCCAAGUUCUUGACUAUGGAGUAUUUGGUUCAUCCUGGUACACUAAGCUUGGCUGCUGGAGUUGCUUGUGGCAUGUGCCUGGGCUGGGGCCUCCGGAGCCACCUUGGGAUGCGCCCCCAGAACUCAACAAGUGAGACAGAUAGACACACAGAGACGGGGACUGAAGCAAGCAUCCUGGGAGAGAGUGGGGAAUACAAAAUGAUUCUUGUGGUUCGAACUGACUUAAAGAUGGGGAAAGGGAAGGUCGCUGCCCAGUGUUCUCACGCUGCUGUCUCUGCCUACAAGCAGACUCAAAGGAGAAACCCUCAAGUGCUCAAAGAGUGGGAGUACUGUGGCCAGCCCAAGGUGGUGGUCAAAGCUCCAGACGAAGACGCCCUCAUUCAGUUACUCACCCAUGCAAAAACCUUGGGACUGACUGUAAGCUUAAUCCAAGAUGCUGGACGUACUCAGAUCGAACCAGGCUCUCGAACUGUCCUGGGAAUUGGGCCAGGACCAGUGGAACUAAUUGAUGAAGUGACUGGCCACCUAAAACUUUACUAGAUAAGCUUUUGCUUGAUGGUGAUACUGUUCGAAGACUAUGGAACCUGUCAGUAACAAUAAAUGCUUAAUUCUUGCCCCACUUUAAAAUCUGUUCCCAUCUUCCUCUAUCAUGUACUGGACCAUUAAUAUCUUGAGCUUAAAAUACUAUUGAAGGGGUAGAGAUGCCUCAGUGAUUAAGGGCACUUGUUCCUCUUGCAAAGGAUGCUGGUUCAGUUUCAGCAACCAUCUAGAUCCAGUUCCAGGUAAUCCAACACCCACUCAAAUCACCAGGCAUGCACAGCAUACAUAUACAUGCAGGCAGACCCUCAUAAAUCCAAAUAAUACAUGAAUACAAAGUAAGUCUCAAGAAUAAACAUACAUUCUCUAAAAGCUCCUGUGGAAUGGCAGGGUCUGGAACAGAUUGGAAGUGAGACAAUGCUCGUGAGGCCACCCAGUGAGCAGGAAGCUGUUUCCUAUGUAUACUGGGGCCCUCGUGUGUUUAUUACUCUUCUCUCAAACCUUGCUGUUGUCCUUUGCCUUUUUGAAGUUCUAGAAAUCAUAUUGUAAUUUUUUUCUGCUACUUUUUGAAUGACUGAUAACCUGUUUUUAUUAUUAACAGGCCACUGUAAAGACCCACUGUGCAAUUCUGGUUUAGAUUUUAACUAGCUGGAUGUUUUUGAGGUGGUCUCAUACUGUAGCUCAGGCUAAUCUUGAACCUGUGGGAUUUCUCCUGCCGUGACCUCCCCUGGGAGAGACUGAAGUUGCGAGCCAUCACACCCAGCUACUCUCUAAAUUCAUUUCUACUUCAAAGUUGGAAUUUUAUGAUCUAUUCAGCAUUUUGAUGUUUAUUUCUUCCAAUCCACUUCGGCUAAGAUACUUCACAGUGGGUUCUAAUCUAUAAACUAUGAAAAUUCCUUUACUGCAACAGUGUCACCAAUGAGUUUGUGAAGUGAACUUUACCUAUUUUCUAAGUGGAAAUGUGUGAAUUUAUGGAAACUAAAGGACUGGUUGUACCCAGCCAGUUUCUCCGGGAAAUUUCGGGAACUAAAUACUUUUUUUUUCUCACUGUAUCCCUGAGCCUGAAACUCACUGUGGAACAGGCUGACCUAAACUCAGGGGUGCUCCUGCCUCCACCUCCAGUGCUGGGAUUAAAGGCAUGCCCCAGCAUGCCUUCCCUACAGAAAGCUUUCUUGACAGUCUUGCUAGAAUUUAUUUUUCUAGAAGAUUGACAGUGAUUUCUAAGUUCAUUAUAUCCUUUAAAACUAUAAAUGAUGUUAAGGAGAGUAAGACUGUAAGUGGGAACUAGGCAGAAUGAUGAAGACAAACUGUAGACAGGCUCCAAGUUAAAAUGCUUUCUGCAUUUUUAUCCUACAGAAGCAUAAAUGGUUCAGGAGUGAUCACAACACUGAAUGACGCCACAGUAGCGACAGUUUCUAGACAGAAUGUUUAUACAGGAGUCAAGUGAUGCAACCACGUGUAACUUGAGUUGAACUCAGUCUUAAAUACAUGGUUAUGACUCAGGUAAUUUAUGAGGCUUGCUGCAGACAAAUGGUUCCACACUAAAAAACUAGAUUCCCAGCAGGAUGGCUGAUUCAAGGACCUGUAAUAAGCUAGGGCUUACCUACAAGGACUCAGUAAAACUUGUUAAUUCUGAUGACAAGUCACGGUAUUUUUCUGGUUCACCUGUUCUUGGUGUAGACUUCUUCAUAGGACUUACAGAGUAGUUCUCAAAGCAUACUCUGCCAAGCCCAAGGAGUAACUGUUUUCAUUAGCUUGAAUGAAAGGGAUCUUUUCUCUAGUGUUUGAUGAUCUACAUGAACAAGUAACCAUCAUAUCUUUCCCAGCCUUGCAUUCACAGUAAAGUUUCACUUGUCCUGAUGAAGCAGUUAAAAAGAACAGUAUUUUUUUUUCCAGCAUAGGUAGGGGCUUUGGGAACCAAAAGCUGAGCAAUAGUAAGUCUUUCAUGGAAAUGCUCCUUGGUAGGUGGCCUGUGCUCCUGUAGAUGGUCCUGCAUGUCAGCAUUGCUUAAACCGCACUGUUAUGAGGCAGAUUUUAACCUGAUGGGGGGAUGAGUGAGGGCUGGGGUGCUAGGCUCAGAGUACACUGUGUACUUGUUUGAAAUUCUCAGCAAAUAAAAAAUUAUUGAAAUUUUUUUACCUAUGA